This is a messenger RNA of Aplysia californica (California sea hare), 866 nucleotides long. Its product is annotated as elongation of very long chain fatty acids protein 7-like. Gene Ontology annotation, cellular component: endoplasmic reticulum membrane. Gene Ontology annotation, molecular function: fatty acid elongase activity. The transcript is spliced from 6 exons. The coding region runs from base 1 to 735 and encodes 244 amino acids. Gene Ontology annotation, biological process: fatty acid elongation, polyunsaturated fatty acid; fatty acid elongation, monounsaturated fatty acid; fatty acid elongation, saturated fatty acid. The record is from RefSeq and is a predicted model, not a curated record. NCBI's taxonomy places the organism in Eukaryota, Metazoa, Mollusca, Gastropoda, Aplysiida, Aplysiidae.
AUGGCAGAACAUGAUAACUUCAUCACAAAGGCCAUCAAAGGCUACGAUUACGUCCUGGAAAAUGGAGACCCAAGGGUAGACGGCUGGUUCUUGAUGAGCUCUCCAAUGCCCAGCUUCAUCAUCUGCAUGGCCUACUUCAUCUUUGUGCUGAUGUCUCCGACCUUCAUGAAGAAUCGCAAACCGGUGAAGAUGAAGCCUGUGCUUAUUUUCUACAAUUUCUCGAUGGUUGCAUUGUCAGGCUACAUGUUCUAUGAGUUCCUCAUGGCAGGUUGGUUGACAGGGUACAGCCUAGGGUGUCAGCCCGUCGAUUACUCCAACUCUCCGAAAGCAAAGAGGAUGGCCCGAGUGUCCUGGUUGUUUUUCAUGUCAAAGUUCAUUGAACUUCUCGACACGGUGUUUUUCAUCAUGAGGAAGAAAUUCAACCAGGUAUCGUUCCUGCACGUGUUUCACCACGGCAUCCUGCCUGUCUCCUGGUGGUUCGGAGUCAAACUUGUGCCAGGCGGUUUCGGAACGUUCCACUCCAUGAUCAACUCCUGGAUCCACUUCAUGAUGUACAUGUACUACGGACUCUCCGCCCUGGGCCCGGCCUUCCAGAAGUAUCUGUGGUGGAAGAAGUACAUGACCACCUUGCAGUUAGUGAGUACAUGUACACCAAUGUGCGACAUACCAAUACACAACAUAUCAAUACACAAUAAACAAAUACACAGCAUACCAAUACAUACAUACACAGUCUAACUAGUGAGCAUAUGUACACCAGUACACAACAUAUCAAUACACACAUACAGUUUGUAUAUUGGGUCCAUGUACACCAGUACACGACAUACCAAUACACAACAUACACAGUCUAAAUAGUGAAUACAUACCAA